AUGGCUCCUGCCAACAACAGAAAUGAAGAAAGCGGCGUCGACAGUCAGGCUCCACCAGUAGCGGAGCUGCCACUUUCGGCCUCCAUGGCCGACGUCCACGCGGCGUGGCUGGCUGCCGGCGCACGAGGUGACGUGGCCGCCAUGCAUCAGCACCGAAGUCGGUUCCCCGCGUGGCUCGACUUGCAUCGGCCUGUAGGCCCGUCGGACUCGACGCCGCGUCAAGCGCGGUUCUGCAGCUGGGACGGCUUCCACCUGCCUACGGUCGGCGCGUCGGCCCUGCACACGGCUGCGUGGAGAGGAGAACUCGCGGUCGUGCAGUUUUUGCUGGAGUGCGGCCAGGACCCCGACUCGGGCGACAACAGCGGCUUGACGCCCGCGAUGGUGGUCAUUCUGCGCCUCAACCUGUUGGUCACGCGCUGUGUCUUCCGGGACGGCCAGGCCGUGCGCCGCAGUCUCGUCGUGGACCGAGGUGCAAUAGCUCGUGGCCAAGAUACUGUACCACUAUGUUCGACUGACGGUGGUUGUGCCAUGCUUGCAAGUGUCGCGACGAGUUCAGAGAACACUUGGGGCAGGUGA
Molecule: messenger RNA, 576 nt
Organism: Phytophthora sojae
Lineage: Eukaryota; Oomycota; Peronosporomycetes; Peronosporales; Peronosporaceae
Exons: 3
Coding region: 1-576 (191 amino acids)
Molecular function (GO): protein binding
Source: RefSeq, a predicted model, not a curated record